UUGAAAGCAAGCGAAGCUGCAGCACAUAUAGUCUAUGUCAACCCAAACCCAUACAAAUAUAAAAGGGUUCGCUUUCUUGGUAAUUUUUUUUUACGCCAUGAGUCGUUUCCACUUUCCCAUCGCAGUAGACAUCAAAAAUAUAAACGGUUAGUUGAUGAUGAAGAUGUGGCGCUAAAAUGUAGGCAAUGGAUACGUGAAGAAUCAGAGGUAAAUGGCGUUAGUCUAUCCCAGUUUAAACAAUACAUUGAUUCUGCCAUAUUACCUGAGUAUACAGGAGGGACAAGGAAGUCAAUUAGCCUGAGAACGGCUAAAAGAUGGUUGAAUGUUUUAGGUUGUCAGUUUAAAAAAUACCGGAAGGGUAUGUACUUUGAUGGACACGAACGAAGAGACGUUGUUGAAUAUCAGAGUAAGUUUUUAGAGGAAAUAAAGAAUUUAGAGCGACGGAUGAAGACGUAUGAAGGAGAAAAAAUGGAACCGGUCCUACCGAUGCUUGGAGUAGGAGAGCAAGAGCUGAUUUUUAUCACUCAUGAUGAGUGCAUUUUUUAUUCAAAUGAUGGAAAAAGAGGGAUCUGGGUGUAUAAUGGGAUGAUGCCAUUGCGUAAGAAAGGUAAUGAAAAAUCGAUUAUAGUGAGUGAAUUUAUUUUGGAAGCAUGUAGCAGAUUACAACUAAGUGAGGAAGAAAAACAAAAAAAUCCUAAUGUUCCUGCAGAAGCGCGCUGUUAUUUAAAACCCGGUAAAAAUGAAGAGAAUUACUGGACAAUCGAACAUUUAUUAAACCAAAUCCAAAAAAAAGCCAUCCCUAUUUUUGAAGCAAAAUUUCUUGGUGCAAUGGCUGUUUUCGCUUAUGACAACAGUACAAAUCACGUGGCAUUUGCAGAUGAUGCUCUUAUAGCGAAAAAAAUGAACAAAGGACCCGGAGGAAAGCAAAAUAUUAUGUAUCCGACAACCUUCAUUGAUAUCAAUGGCCGACGAAAAGAGCAGAAAAUGGUAUUUGAGGAGGAUUACCCCGAUCCCAAUAUGAGAGGAAAGCCAAAAGGAAUAAAAAAGGUGUUAGAGGAAAGAGGACUUUGGAAAGAAGGGUUAAAUUUAGAUUGUGAAAAGUGUAAAAAAAAGGAGGAUUCAGGUCGAAUAGAUUGCUGCUUGAGAAAAAUUAUGGCCUCUCAACCAGACUUUGUCACCCAAAAGUCUGCUAUUGUGGAAUUAAUUGAAGGUGCUGAAACUGUUCCACAAACGCUUGAUUCAGUAAAUGUCAUUACAAUUAGGAAGUUUGCUCGCAAAUCGUGGAGAUAUAUGGAGUUAUACUGUGAAGGGUUAACAGGAAAGUUAGCAGAAUAUGCGUGUAAAAAUUUUAAAUUCCAUAGAAGAGUUCCUCAAAAUGAAUUGGAUUUAUUUGUGCAAGAAAAUAAGGAAAUAGAUU
This is a messenger RNA of Scutellospora calospora, 1417 nucleotides long. The record is from the annotation of a GenBank genome assembly. Lineage: Eukaryota; Fungi; Glomeromycota; Glomeromycetes; Diversisporales; Gigasporaceae.